AUGCCGACACUCGACCAGAUGGUGAAAGGCGCCCCGCCACCGGGCACUUCGGUCAACGACGUCGCCGCCUCGGCGCUCGCGCUCCCCCACCCCGUCCCGGACGCGAAGACGCGGCGCGCGCCGCUCAGUGACCCAACGUCGCUGCUGCCCAGCUCGCCGCCACAGAUCUACCUCAACCUGCUCAUCCUCGAGGCGAGCCUGCGCAGCCAGUACCUCACCCUGCGUGCGCGCCGCCGGCAGAACACGUUUGUGCUGACGCUGCUGGGCGUGUGGAUCGCCUUCUUCUUCUACCUGCUGUGGCUGCGGCCGCGCGAGGACGGCAAGGGCAUCGGCGGCAGUCAGUACUGGCUGCUCGACAUGCUGCAGAAGGUCGGCUUCAUCACCGGCGGCGUCACGGCGCUGCUCUUCUGGGCAACCGGCCAGUGGGAGCGCGGCGUGCGCUGGCCGCGGCGCUGGAUCGGCGUUGCCAACCGCGGCCUGCGCGGGAUGAACGCCAAGAUCGUCGUCAUCCGCGGCCCCUGGUGGCACGAGCUGGCCGAGUGGGCGCGCUUCCUGCUGCCCUUCAGCGGCGGCCUGUGGGGUGGCGAGCAGGGCGGCAGCAGCUAUCACUUCAUCAACGUCAUGCAGGAGAAGUCGCACGCCCUCGACUCGGGCCGCCCGCGCCAACGCAUCGUCGAGGACGGCAAGGAGUACGCCGAGGAGGACAUCGCCCCGGGCGGCGACUACAUCAAGCUCCUGCUGCUCCCCAAGCCCUUCACCCCCGACUUCAGGCAGAACUGGGAAAUGUACCGCACCGAGUACUGGGAGCGCGAGAACGAGCGCCGCCUCGAGCUUAGAACGCGUGUCCGCGCCCGCCAGCGCGAGAUUGCGCGCGAAGAAGGCGGGAUGCUCUGGUGGACUGGCUGGCGCGGCUGGAAGCGUGCGAGGGGCUUCUCGUCGCGCGCCGACGUCGAGAAAUCAAGCCACAGCCACAGCCACAGCCACAGCCACAGCCACAGUCACAGCCACAGUCUGAGCGCGAGCAGCUCUCACCGCCGGCGCAGAACGAGCACGCUCACCCACGGCAUGGACGGCAGCCACUCGCGCACGUCGAGCCGCAGCUCCACCCCCGGGCCAGACGACGAGCGUCUCCGUCCGCUGGAGAGCAGGGAGCGCAGAUGGAGCUCCAGCACUGCGGGAUCCAGCCGCUCGACCUCGGCGCCCAGAGGGAAACCAGUCACGCAGGGCACUGCUGCGUCUGCGCGCCAGCCGCCCUUGAGACCGCAAAUGCCCGGUGCCACUGGGAGCGGGAAUCGAGCGGGGACGCGCACCAGCAUGCUCAGCAACGCGUCCAGUCUCAGCGAGAUGGAGGACGGAUACGAAGCCACCAACGAGAGCAAGCCGCGGCCGCAGCUAAGGCGGAAGGGCAGUCGCGAGAGCGGGAGUGGGAGCGGGAAGGAGGCCGCGAGUGCUUGA
Messenger RNA from Didymella exigua CBS 183.55, 1455 nucleotides. RefSeq lists its product as uncharacterized. NCBI's taxonomy places the organism in Eukaryota, Fungi, Ascomycota, Dothideomycetes, Pleosporales, Didymellaceae. Bases 1 to 1455 code for a protein of 484 amino acids. Gene Ontology annotation, molecular function: phosphoprotein phosphatase activity; protein phosphatase regulator activity. The transcript has a single exon. Gene Ontology annotation, cellular component: Nem1-Spo7 phosphatase complex. The record is from RefSeq and is a predicted model, not a curated record. Gene Ontology annotation, biological process: nuclear envelope organization.